GCCUCGAGGCGGAUCUGCCCGGCAGCCCCGGCUAAUGCGGCCCACUUUGGGGGAGGUCCUUUGGGGUAGGGGCAUCUAGGCUUCACUGAGGUGGUGGCUGCCAAUCGGGAACUACAAGCCGCGUACACAGUCGCCAGGCAGACGCUUUGGGGCCACAAACCGCGGGGAACCAACAGCCGGAGCUGCAGCUGAGCAAAGGACGCACCCACGUCGGAACCACCCGACGUCGAGCUCAUUACCUCCCUCGUUUGCCUCGCCAUCGACAACUGCCCGCCGUCUACCUCACUAUCCCCUCUGCUCUGUCCUCGUUCUUCUUCACACAUACCCAAGCCAUCUAUCUGAAUUCUGACCCUGGUCGACAAUGGCGCCACAAGACCUCCCAGCAGCCUCUCGCGCUUUCGAGUCUCACCUCUUUGAUGAGCAUGACGACGCCGACGACCUGGCGUACAAGCGCAUCCUAGACGCCCUCCUCAAGCAGACGGCCACCCCGUCCCAGGCCGCGGCGGACAUGGACGCUCUAGUCACCGGAGAAGCCAAGAAAAAGCUAGAGGCGCUUGAGCAGCGAACCCCUCCGUUCCAACUCACCUCGGAGGAGCAGGAGCAGGGGCUGACUCCGCGCCUGGUGGGCCCCAACCCCGAGAUGUGGAUCGAGAUGAUCACCACGUCCAUCGCCAAGGUGUCGUCGGCUUUCCCACCCGCUCACCCGGCCCAGGACGCACUGGUCGAGUUCCUGCGCGAGCUCAGGGACAUGCCCAAGCACGAAGUGCCCAGCGGCGACUACACCAGAGAUGACCCAGUAGUCCAUGCCCAGACUUUUACACUGUGGCCCUUUGGAGAAGAUUCGGUCGGCUAUCUCGCCGAGAAGUUCCGCAGGGAAGCCGAAGACAUCGCCUAUCCGUUCUCCCACGUAGAGACGCUCGAGAGCGAGACGCAGCUGCGGUGGAGCAACCUCCAGUCCUUCAUCACGCGCCUGACCGUCUCGGGCCUGAUCGACUGCAGCCACGUCAGCGCCCUCGCCAACCUCCUGCCCUCGUCCCCGACCUACCCGGACCUUGCGGCGCGCAAGGCCGGCGGCCCCCGCAGGCUCGCCGGCGACCUCUUCGCGGCCUCGCACUGGCUAGCCGACGAUGGGGCGCGCCGCUGGGUCUACGAGCGGUGCAUGGCGACCGAGGCUCCGGGCGACGGCGAGAGCGCCUUUGCGUGGAGCAAGCGGAGCUGGGCCGACUGGAAGAGCCAGCUCGCGGCCCUGGCGGACAUUGACGGGUUCCCGGCCGAGGCGCGCGAUCUGGCACUCCUGCUGAGGACAAAGAUGGAGACGGAGAAGUAGGUAGGCUCCUACCGUGCGCUUAGAGCUGUGUGGCUGUCGGGGGGGGACCGUGGUCUCUAGUGACUGGCUGUCGCCUCGGCUUGCUAUGCCCCUGUGCUACGCAAACAAUACAGAGCAAUGUUUUUUUGGCAGCCGGCAAGGCAAGGAAAGUAAAGGAGCAUAGGUU
This is a messenger RNA of Gaeumannomyces tritici R3-111a-1, 1493 nucleotides long. RefSeq lists its product as hypothetical. The transcript is spliced from 2 exons. Bases 362 to 1327 code for a protein of 321 amino acids. The record is from RefSeq and is a predicted model, not a curated record. NCBI's taxonomy places the organism in Eukaryota, Fungi, Ascomycota, Sordariomycetes, Magnaporthales, Magnaporthaceae.